AUGCAAAAGUUGGCAUUACUUCAACUUUUGACUCUUGCAGUCCUUGUUCAUUCCCAGAAUCAAUCAGGAUUCGUCAGUAUUGAUUGUGGAUUUGUGGAUAAACCAAGCUACACAGAUGAAACUACUUCCAUCUAUUACACUUCAGAUUCCAACAUCAUAUCCACUGGAAUUAGUCGCAGCAUAUCAUCUAAACAUAAGACGCAGACCCUUAAAAGGCAGUUCUGGAAUGUUCGAAGCUUCCCAGAAGGAACCAGGAACUGCUAUACUGUUGCAGCUCCUCAAGGAAGGAGCAGAAAGUUCUUAGUGAGAGCCAUGUUCAUGUAUGGAAACUAUGAUGGUGAAAACUCUCUGCCCAAGUUUGAUAUCUAUCUUGGAGCUAAAUGGUGGGACUCUUUGAUGUUUCAGAAUGCAUCUGAGAUAGUAACCAAAGAAAUAAUUUAUGUUGCUUCAUCAGAUUAUGUUCAUGUUUGCCUUUUUAACACCAACAAUGGCAAACCUUUCAUAUCAGUGUUGGAGCUAAGAGUUCUGGACAGCAAUGCCUAUCUCGUCAGCUCCCUGCAGCUCUUGGCUCGGUAUGAUAUAGGGCUGCAGGAUGGUGAAUUAGUCAGGUAUCCAGAUGACAUCUAUGAUCGAAUAUGGACACCUUUUAACUCAAAAGACUGGAGACAGAUGAAUACAUCACUCCCUGUGGACCAAGGAUCAUCAUCAACAGCAUCAUCAUCCGACUUAAUAACUUACCCUCCUUCCACUGUCAUGAGAACAGCAGCAACUCCAGCAAAUGUCAGCAACAAAUUGGAAUUUCGCUUCCAGCUUGGGCAUAAUGAUUCCAUAUACAACGUAUACUUGUACUUUGCUGAAAUCCAGAAACUCCAAGCAAACCAAAUCAGAGAAUUUGACAUAUUCCUGAAUGGAGACCUUUUAAAUGCUGAUAUCAGUCCUUUGUACCUUAAAACCCUGUAUUAUACCUCAAUAAUAACUGAACCUUGGCUUGAUGUUUGGAUCAAUACAACCGAUAGAUCAACUCUUCCUCCUCUUUUCAAUGCCAUUGAGAUAUAUAUGACUAAGGAUCUCUCUCAGUCACAAACACAGCAAACAGAUGUUGAUGCAAUCACGAACAUCAAAUCAUCUUAUGGGAUCAAGAGAAACUGGCAAGGAGACCCUUGUACUCCACGGGCAUACUUGUGGGACGGUCUUAACUGCAGCUAUGGUGGAUCUGGCUCCCCAAGGAUCACCUCCUUGAACUUAUCGUCUGGUGGAUUAACUGGAAACAUAGCUCCAGACCUAUCCAAUUUGAAGUCGAUUGAGUACUUGGAUUUGUCAAACAACAAUUUGGUUGGAGAUGUACCUAGUUUCCUCUCUCAGUUGCAGUUCUUGAGGGUUCUAGAACUAGAAGGCAAUCAACUAUCAGGAACAAUUCCUACAAAACUUAUUGAGAGGUCAAAGAAUGGAUCACUUAAACUCAGUUUUGGCGGAAAUCCAAAUCUUUGCUCUUCAGAAGACUCAUGUAAGAGUAAUAAGGCAAAGUUCGUCAUUCCGUUAGUGUCAUCACUAGCUGGAGCUUUAAUACUGUUGGCAGCCACAAUUACUUUCUGCAUUUCCAGAAGGAAAAAAACAGUGAAGCUGAGUGCUUAUUCCAGAAUAAAGAAGGAGCUAGGGCUGAAGAAGCAAGAAUUCACUUAUGCUGAAGUUUGUAGCAUCACCAAGAACUUUGAAAAGGUUUUGGGAAAAGGAGCAUUUGGAACAGUGUACCACGGCAUCUCAAGCAACACUCAGGUUGCUGUCAAAAUGCUCUCUCCCUCAGGUCAAGGAUAUCUGCAAUUUCAGGCAGAGGCAAAACUUGCUAAAGUUCACCAUAAACACUUGACUUCUCUGAUAGGAUAUUGUGACGAUGGCACCAACGUUGCUCUCAUCUAUGAGUAUAUGGCUAAUGGCGACUUAGCCAAGCAUUUAUCAGAGAAAAAUGUAAACAUCCUGAACUGGAAACAACGGCUACAAAUUGCAGUGGAUGCCGCAGAAGGCUUGGAGUAUCUGCAUACGGGUUGUAAGCCACCGAUUGUUCACAGAGAUGUUAAGUCCAAAAACAUCUUACUGAAUGAAUUUUUUCGUGGAAAAAUAGCUGAUUUUGGAUUGUCAAAAAUCUUUCGUGAUGAAGAUGAUACGCAUAUAUUUACUGUGAUAGCUGGCACCCCAGGAUAUCUUGACCCCGAGUACAAUAUGUCAAACAAGUUGAACGAAAAAAGUGAUGUUUAUAGCUUUGGGAUUGUUCUUCUUGAGAUAAUUACAGGACAACCUGCCAUAGCCAAGACUGAAGAAAAACCUCACAUAGUUCAGUGGGUUAAUGUCAUGCUAGCUGAAAGCAAGGUUGCAGAUAUUAUCGAUUCAAGAUUAGAAGGGAACUUUGAUAUUGAUUCUGCAACAAAAGCACUGGAUACUGCAAUGGCUUCUGUGGCACCUUCUUCCCUAAACAGGCCAACAAUGAGUCAUGUAGUGAUGGAAUUGAGACAAUGUUUGGCUAUGGAGAUAGCUCGUGGAAGUCAAAGUCAAAUUGAUUACUCAUUUGGUGGAAUCAGUGGAGUGAGUUCUUUGGCUAGAUAGUUAUAGUUUUGGUUAAGUGCUAAAAAGCAAAUACAUUGUGUUCUUUCUUUGUUUCAGCAUGGUACAUAAAGAGAGCUUUUAUGGAGACGAAUUCGAUUACUAAUUAUCAACUGACAUAAUAUUGUAUUUCCAGAAUCACA
Molecule: messenger RNA, 2735 nt
Organism: Neltuma alba
Lineage: Eukaryota; Viridiplantae; Streptophyta; Magnoliopsida; Fabales; Fabaceae
Product: probable LRR receptor-like serine/threonine-protein kinase At1g05700
Exons: 13
Coding region: 1-2595 (864 amino acids)
Biological process (GO): protein phosphorylation
Molecular function (GO): ATP binding; protein kinase activity; protein binding
Source: RefSeq, a predicted model, not a curated record